Molecule: messenger RNA, 507 nt
Organism: Botrytis porri
Lineage: Eukaryota; Fungi; Ascomycota; Leotiomycetes; Helotiales; Sclerotiniaceae
Exons: 3
Coding region: 1-507 (168 amino acids)
Biological process (GO): cholesterol homeostasis; positive regulation of MAPK cascade; cellular response to amino acid stimulus
Cellular component (GO): membrane raft; Ragulator complex; late endosome membrane
Source: RefSeq, a predicted model, not a curated record
AUGGGUAAUUGUUCUUCUUGUCUAGGGUUGGAACGUAAUCGGGAUUCGACGGACGAGGGUGAAGACCAAAGGCUAUUAUUUGAAAACGAUGCACAUCCUCAUCAUUACGGCAGUUUCGGGAACCAAGAUUCAAAUGCCAUUCAAUCAGAUCCACAAGAAGUUCAAAGGGAGACAGAGGCCUUGCAAAGGGUCGUAGCGCAAACGUCCAAUCAUCUCGUUGAUAUCUUCGCCAUGGUCCCCCAAAAUGUCCCUCGAGCACCCGUCACUAUGUAUAAUGGUCAAGACGCAAGACUAUUGCGGUAUCAGGAAGUUCUAGCCAAGAUGCCAUCACAGGACGGAUCGAGCAAUACAAAACAAACCCCCGUCGAAGGUACCCACCCGAUUUCCGAUGGUUGGGCAUCGGACGAUGAAGAUGUGGAGGAAAUGAAGAAGUACAAGCCGGUCAAAUCAGAAGACGUAGGACCAUUAUUAGGAGGGUUCGCAGAUGCAGAGUCGGCCAUGGAGUAG